AUGUCCGAGGAAGGCUGGCAGCAGGUGCGCACCUACCCCGACCAUCUGGGUCACCGCGUGGUGCUCGAGCAGAUCGUCGAGCCCGACUUCACUCCAGACCCCAGCCACCUGGUCCCCAUCCAGGUCUACAGCCUCGUCUCCUUGGACGCAGACCACCAACAGCUCCGGGAAUACCUGAUGCACAGUUUCAUGAAUGAAGAGCUUAAGCCUUUGUUCAAGGUUUAUUUAUUCUGCGCGCCCGACGCCUUCGCCUGUAUUGAGCAUAACCGCCGCGAAAUCGCCCACCGCAAGCAGCAACACCGGUCGGGGGUUGAGAAUCAACCCCCGCUGAUUCCCCAAUUCUUCCGUCCUAGCGACGACACGCCCGUUGGGUUUUGUGUUCUGCUGCGAUCGCACAGUUACCGGCUGGGCUAUGUUAAGGACUGGGAUGAGCUUGCUAAGGAGGGCAAAAGCCCGGACUUGCUCUACUUUAACCACUUGUUUUCCAGCGCGCACAGCGAUUUUGACGACGCGCAGUGUUUAUCUGAUUCCGGCGAUCUCUCGCCAGAGGCAUUCGAGUUGUCCAUCGAGCGCCUCAUGUGCCAGAUUGAUAUCGGCUAG
This is a messenger RNA of Aspergillus tanneri, 600 nucleotides long. RefSeq lists its product as uncharacterized. Lineage: Eukaryota; Fungi; Ascomycota; Eurotiomycetes; Eurotiales; Aspergillaceae. The record is from RefSeq and is a predicted model, not a curated record. The coding region runs from base 1 to 600 and encodes 199 amino acids. The transcript has a single exon.